This is a messenger RNA of Arabis nemorensis, 1791 nucleotides long. The record is from the annotation of a GenBank genome assembly. Lineage: Eukaryota; Viridiplantae; Streptophyta; Magnoliopsida; Brassicales; Brassicaceae.
AUGCUGAGCGUGAUCCGAGUGCAUCUACCUUCCGAAAUUCCCAUUGUCGGCUGUGAAUUAACUCCUUACGUCCUUGUUCGCCGUCCAGACAAGACCGCCGCUACUGAAGAUGUGCCGGAAUCGGCUCCUCUCGAAGGCUACUUUUUGAGAUACAGAUGGUUUCGUGUACAGAGUGAUAAGAAAGUAACGAUUUGUAGUGUUCAUCCAACUGAACAAGCCACCUUACAAUGCGUAUUCUGUUCAAAGCGUAGAGCACUUGUUGGGAAAAGCUAUCACUGUUCUCCAAAAUGCUUUACGGAUGCGUGGCAGCAUCACAGGACUUUACACGAGCGAGCAGCUGCCGAAAACGGAAACGAGGAAGAUGAUUUAGUCAGAGGUGCUGGGGUUCUGGCCGGUAGCUUGUCCGGGUCUAUGUCUAAUCUUAAUAUUGCCAAUAAUGGCCCAACGCCUUUUUAUCCUUCUAAUAUUGCGCAGAAGAAUGGAGGAGAGACGCUAAUCGAGGUCGGGGGUUUCAAAACAUACACACCGACAUCUGAUGAUAUUGGCUAUGUUUUGAAGUUCGAGUGUGUUGUCGCUAAUUCAGAGACUAAACAGUCUGUGGGACAUCCUAGUACCAUUUUGACUUCACGGGUUAUUCCUGCUCCUUCUCCUAGUCCUCGUAGGCUUAUCCCUGUCAAUGGAGUUGAUGUGAUGGGUCACUUAGAUCAAGAUGGUCGGAUUCAGUCUGCAGGAUCAUUCACUGUUUUGUCAUAUAAUAUUUUAUCAGAUACUUCUGCAAAUAGCGACCUAUACAGUUACUGUCCUCCUUGGGCUCUUUCUUGGCCAUACCGCAGACAGAAUUUGUUAAGGGAGAUUGUUGGUUAUCGUGCUGAUGUAGUUUGCCUACAAGAGGUACAAAGUGACCACUUCCAUGAAAUUUUCGCUCCUGAGUUGGAUAAGCAUGGGUAUCAAGCUCUUUACAAGAGGAAGACUAAUGAGGUUCUCAGCGGAAGUACAAGUGUGAUUGAUGGCUGUGCAACAUUUUUCCGACGGGAUAGAUUUUCAUUUGUCAAGAAAUAUGAUGUUGAAUUCAAUAAGGCUGCUCAGUCUUUGACGGACGCUGUAGUCCCUCCUGCCCAGAAGAGAGCUGCUUUAAACCGACUACUUAAGGAUAACAUUGCGUUGAUAGUUGUUCUUGAAGCAAAAUUUGGCAAUCAACCUGCUGAUUCUUCUGGGAAGCGCCAACUUAUUUGUGUGGCAAACACACAUGUUAAUGUUCAACAAGAACUGAAGGAUGUGAAGAUGUGGCAGGUUCAUACCUUAUUAAAGGGGUUGGAGAAAAUAGCUGCUAGUGCCGAUAUUCCUAUGCUUGUGUGUGGAGACUUCAAUACGCUUCCCGGAAGUUGUCCUCAUUCACUUCUUGUAAUGGGAAAGGUUGAUACUACACACCCAGAUCUGUCGGUUGACCCCUUUGGAUUCCUGCGUCCGUUUACCAAAUUGACUCAUCAACUGCCACUGGUGAGCGCAUACUCAUCGUUUGUGAGACGGGAAAUGGGUCUUGGAUUGGAACACCAUAGAAGGAGAAUGGAUCUUAAUACAAACGAGCCUAUGUUUACCAAUUGUACAAGGGAUUUCAUUGGCACUCAUGACUACAUAUUUUACACAGCGGAUACAUUAAUGGUGGAAUCUUUAUUGGAACUACUGGAUGAAGAUGGAUUGAGAAAAGACACAGCUCUUCCUUCCCCAGAAUGGUCUUCUAAUCACAUUGCUCUCUUAGCUGAAUUUCGAUGCAUGCCUAGAAGCAGACGCUAA